GGGAUCCCCCCCCCUGUGGAUCACACACUUGACCAAUUGCGCCGCGAGUCUGAUGGGUCAUUUGAAUUCAGCGAUCCUCUGUGGGUAGAUGUGGUACAGUACAGUGGGUAGUUGGACUGAAGGAUCUGUGCGUGAGUGUGCGCGCGUGUGUGUGUUUGCGUGAAUGUGCACUCCUAGAAUAGAAAGCCAAAGGAAGAAGAAGAAGAAGGAGAAGAGAGGCGGGAUCGGUGUGUGCCUUGUUGAAAUCCAGGGUGAAGCCAAUAGAUAGCCUGUAACAGAUCGAUCAGCACUUUGCGCUCCCUUUGUGGAUUUGAUGGAUGUUUGAUCAGUGGAUGUGAUGCCCAUAUAUAUCAUCGACCGAAAAUUUCCCGACACAUCUGGUGAGUUGAUACAGCCGGCAGCUGAAGGAGGAGAGCUGAGAAUGACAGAGACCAACCCCCCCAAGUCGGCUAAGAAGCCCCGUUGGACCUCCCUGGAGGUCGGCCUCAUUACUAUUGUCUCCUUGCUUUUCAUCGUCAUCGUCGCCCUCAUCAUCCUCUUUGCCACACAGAAGACUGAUGAAAUCUGCACCACAGCUGACUGCACGCAGUCAGCAUCUCGCCUAAUUGAAAACAUGGAUGCCAGCGUUGACCCUUGUGACAACUUCUACCAGUAUGCCUGUGGAGGCUGGCUAAAAAAGAACAUCAUCCCUGAGACCAGCUCCAGAUACAGCACCUUUGACAUCUUACGAGACGAACUGGAGGUCAUUCUCAAAGGUGUCCUUGAAAAAACAGUGGAGGGGGAAGCCACUGCGCUCACCAAGGCUAAGACCCUUUACAAAUCCUGUACCAAUGAGAGUUUAAUUGAGCUCAGGGGAGGGACUCCUUUGCUGGACAUGCUUCCUGAUGUGUUUGACUGGCCCAUAGCUGUGGACGACUGGGACAUCAACUAUGGUAAAACGUGGAGGUUGGAGCAUGUCAUCGCCAAGCUGAAUGAGAAAUAUGGAACUCAACUCUUGGUUAACUUUUUUGUCGGCACUGAUGACAGGGACUCCAAUUCACACAUCAUUCAUUUUGACCAGCAGACAAACCUCGGCCUCUUGUCCAGAGAUUACUACGCCUGCACUGGACCCUACGCAGAGGCAUGUCGGGCCUACGAGCAGUUCAUGAUUGACCUGGCUAAGCUGAUCCGCACUGACCGGGGACUGACCAUCAAUGAAACCCGCAUCAGAGAGGAUGUGACACGUGUUAUGGACCUGGAGAGGGACAUCGCCAAUGCUACUGAUACUCCAGAGGAUCGUAACAACCCAGUGUUGCUUUACAACAAGAUGGAACUGGGUGAUCUGAACGCCAACUUCACCCUUGAGGUUGAAUCACAGGUAUUUGACUGGAGUUACUUCACAGCUAAGAUAAUGGAUACAGUCAACAUCAGUGUUCCUGACACAGAAAAGGUCAUUAACUACUCCCCCAACUAUUACAGAAGACUCAACCUCAUCUUGGCCAAAUACAACAAGAGGGAUCUACAGAACUAUAUGGUGUGGCGUUUUGCUAUGAACAUGGUGGUGGGCCUGAGCAGAAAUUACAGGGACACCAGGAAAGCCUUCCGCAAGGCUCUGUCUGGCACUACAUCAGAGGCAGCGGUGUGGCGACAGUGUGCACUCUACGUCAACAACAACAUGGACAAUGCUGUGGGACGACUGUAUGUGCAGGAGGCCUUCUCUGAAAAGAGCAAAGAACUGAUGGAGGAGAUGAUUAAAGACAUUCGGGAAGUGUUCAUAAGUAACCUUGAUGACCUGACUUGGAUGGAUGCGGAGACCAAGAAAGCAGCUGAGGAGAAGGCCCGAGCUAUUCGGGAACGGAUCGGCUAUUCUGACAACAUCAUGGAUGACCAAUACCUUAACAAUGAGUACAAAGAUCUGGCCUACAGUGCAGAGGAGUACUUUGAAAACAUCCUACAGAACCUGGAGUAUGUGCAGAAGAAACGCCUGCGGAAACUCAGAGUCAAAGUCAACAAAGAAGAGUGGGUAACUGGAGCUGCUGUUGUCAACGCCUUCUACUCAUCCAGCAAAAACCAAAUAGUAUUUCCUGCAGGUAUCCUCCAGCCGCCUUUCUUCAGCAAAGGCCAGGCUAAAUCUCUCAACUAUGGUGGCAUCGGCAUGGUAAUCGGUCAUGAGAUCACACAUGGCUUUGAUGACAAUGGUCGUAACUAUGACAAGGAUGGAGACCUGAAAGACUGGUGGACUCCGGACUCCACUCAAAGGUUCCUUGAUCUGUCAAAGUGCAUAGUCAAUCAAUAUGGCAACUUUUCCUGGGACCUGGCCAAUGGACUUCAUUUAAAUGGUAACAACACCCUCGGGGAGAACAUUGCUGACAAUGGAGGGAUACGGCAGGCGUAUCAGGCCUAUAAGAACUAUGUGGCAGAGCAUGGAGAGGAGCCACCACUGCCGGGCAUCUACCUUUCCCACGACCAACUCUUCUUCUUAAACUUUGCUCAGGUGUGGUGUGGAACACACCGACCGGAGCAAGCUGUUAAUUCCAUUAAAGUAGAUGUACACAGUCCAGGGAAAUUCAGGGUACUGGGCUCCCUUCAGAAUUUCCCAGAAUUUGCCAAAGCAUUCAACUGCAACAAGAGCAGUUACAUGGUCCCUGACAACAUCUGCCGUGUGUGGUGAUCCACAGACCUCUGGGAUGGGGACUGUUCUGAAGUGGGUCGUCCCUGUCACCUUGCAGUACCUCUUCCCUCUGACUGUUGGAGCACUUGUGGGGGGCUACAGGGAAGUGGAAACUCCCCUUAGCUCUUUACUGGAUGGACCAGGGCUGGUGGACUGACACUGCAGUAUCCACUUCCUCCGAGGAAAACAGUGGACUGUACCCUUGCGGACAGACGGAGCACUGUCUCCCCAACUCUGAUACUGUAGUUCAUUCAAUCAGCCAGAUUAUUCUGCUAUUCACUGGAUACAAUCACUCCUAGUGUUUUUAUUUUUUCCUCUCAAUUUUCAUCCUGUUUUACUCAUCAGUUGUGAGUCUGCCAAUGUAUGUGUAUGUGUGAGUGCGUGUGUGUUUGUGUGUGAGAGAGAAAGUGUGGUUCAGUCAAAAUACUGUACAAGUUGUUGGCAAGAGAGGGGCAGACAGACAAAUGUGCAAAUCCACUGGCAUAUGAAUAAACCACCCACUCACACUCAUACACAUGUAACAGGGCUGAACCACUGUACUGUAUGUGGGACUGAGCUGUAUGCCUCUCAUAAAACCUCAGCUGGUUUCAGCCUCCAUCUACAGUAUGUACUGAUACACUCUACAAUGUAUUCAUAAUGUACUCUUUGUUAAUACGUAUAAAUUGAUUAGGUAAAUUAUUACAGAAAAUCAGAAUUUAUUUUGCUGAAUAGACCAGUAAGUAUUAAACUGUAAUCACAUAUUACACAAUACUGUUCUAUCUUUAAUAAUAAAGACUUAACUGCAGUUGACAGGCAGCUGCCGCUCAUUAGCAGUAUGUCAAAUAAACCAAAAUAUAUAUAUUUUUUUGCCUUUAAGACGACAGCUGGUCAUGAGUCAUUGAGCUGACAAUCGAGUCACCAGACCCUUUUUAUACAUUCACUGAGCCUCCUGUGUGUUUCUGCGAAGAUGUUUGUCACUAUGUGUUUUCCAGUCUUUUUAAAGGGAAACUUUGACUAUUUUAAACCAGCUCUGUGUCAUCACAGUGUGUGCAGAUGAGUCCAGAGCACUAUGCUGGUCAAAGCUGGUUGAACUUCAGCAAAUUUCCCCUGAUCGCUGCCUACUCUUUGUCAAGCAAAUUAGUAUGCCUUACAUGAUCUGUUGUGCUGCUGUGUCUGAGAGGAUGAUGUGUAUUUGCAGGAGAACAAAGGAUCAGAAAAUGUAUCAUUAAAGCGAUAGCCUGACUUUUUCAAAAAACACUUAAUUACUUUCUUGCGGUGAGUUAGGUGAAAAGAUCGAUACCACUCUCUUGUCUUUAUACAGCCAGCAGCAGGCUAGCAUAGCUUGGCAUAAAGACUGGAAACAGCCAGCCUGGCUCUGUCCAAAGGUUAAAGAAAAAGUGCCCGCAAACAUCUCUAAAGUUCACUAGUAACUUUGUUACUUCUCAUUUGUUUCAUAGGUGCAAGCAGGCAUUCCCCCACCUAAAUUUGUAUAAAUGUUGCCAGCCAAUCAGGAUGUGUCUACCUGAAUACAUGCAGAGCCCACAGUAUAUAAGAAGGCAUUGUGACUACAUCAGACAUCCUACAACCUCUUGAGCAAGUGGCAUAGGAGCAACAGGGCUCCUACAUAGAGGGCUUCACCUGUAUUAAAUGUCAGUGUCAAUGUCAUGUCAAUGCAAGUGUUACAAUACUGUAACCUUCACUCUGUCUCACACAUCUCACAUGUUGGGUACAUUGGGUGGAGCCCAAUAAAUGAACACCCUGCUGCGAUAUAACGUCUGCCUAGCCACACUGAUCCUAACCUGCUAAAGGUUAGUGGGCAAAUUGCCAUUGCCGUAGAGAAAAGGAUGUCUGAUGGCGUCACAUGCCUCCUUAUAUGUGUAUGCAUGCUUGUGAUUGGAGGAGAGUACUGCUCAUAGAGUACAGUAGAUGGCGUGUGAGAUACAAUAACAAGCUGUGUUUCUGCAUGGUGUUAUGUGCCAGACGAUUUCUUGGCUUGGAGCAAUAACUUUGUGGAGUCUCCGCCAGCUGCCUGGUAACCUAAUUAUGACAAGUCUUCAGGACUUGAAGUCUUUUCCCUUUCAUUUUACUGUUGAUUAAACAAACAUAUAACAGAUUAAUUAGUUAGCUUUAAAUGUGCUGGUUGGCAGAUUUUGUCUUUCCUUUGGACAAAGCUUGCCAGCCUGUUACCCCUGUUUCCUGUUUCUGUAUACUAAGCCAAGUUAUAUUCAUAAUUAACACACUGGUAUGAGUGGAACCAAUAUUCUCAACAAACUCCCGGCAAGAAAGUGAAUAAGUGUAUUUCACAAAAUCUCGAUCUAUUUAAGAAAGGUGCAGCGAUUUCUCCAUUUGAUCUCGGUUUCGUCACAUGAAGUGUGCCAUAUUACCCAUCUUUUUUUUUUUCUUUUUUUUAAAAUAACUUUUACACAUUGAAGUCAGUUGACAGACAAUAUAACUGAGCUUUCGAAGGAUUUUUCUAUUUUAGACUGUGAGUCUUUGCUGGAACAUUGCAUGCAUUUAUCUGAAUGCAGGGGGUAUCACGUCAGUGGAUAAAAGUAUAAUUUUCCUGGUUUUGAAUGACUUUAUUUUCUACAAGGUUGUUAAUUGUGGAAAUUUUGCCUUUGCCUAUGCCAAUGAAUGACACGCCAUGAUCAUGGAGACUACUUUUUCAGACAGUUCACAACACCCUCCAUGUCCAGUCCACAUUGCCGUUUCCCUGUACUCUGUUCUUCACAUUGUUUGUGCAAGCUUCCUGUCCCUCUGUCACUGUCGCUCACUCCCUCAGGCUUUCUUUCUCUCUGCCUCUCUCUCACACUCCACCUGUAGAAAGACAGAUAUACCUCAGUUGCCUGUAUUUAGAUACUUUAUUAUAAUGACUGAUAAUCAUCUUGAGGAGCAUUUUUUCUUUCAAAAUAAAUCUUUAAAUAACA
Molecule: messenger RNA, 5556 nt
Organism: Epinephelus lanceolatus (giant grouper)
Lineage: Eukaryota; Metazoa; Chordata; Actinopteri; Perciformes; Serranidae
Product: neprilysin-like
Biological process (GO): amyloid-beta clearance; protein processing
Cellular component (GO): plasma membrane
Molecular function (GO): metalloendopeptidase activity
Source: RefSeq, a predicted model, not a curated record